UCUAGUGAUCACUCAAUUUCCAAUGCAACUUCACUACUUGGGUAGAUUAGCAUUCUAGGUUGUGUGAGAACUUCGUAUGGAGUGAUAAAGAGGAAAAUACAUUUGUCAUAGCGGAGAAAUUGUUGUAGGAUUUUCAUCGCCUGCUAUCUUUAGUUUAUGUUCAUCUAGUGAUCACUCAUUUUCUUUGGCACCCUUUGAGUGCAUCAUUCGAUUUCUGGUUUGCUAUCCUUCGUCCUAAGUUCUACAUUCUCUCUUCUGGUUCGUGAUUUAUUUGAAGAUGACUGGAGAAGACAAAACAUCGGACAGUAACAAUAGUUUACGUGUACCCGAGAUUCUUCCAGUAAAUAUUAAGCUCACCGACAACAAGCUUAAUGGCUCCAACUACUUUAAGUGGAGCAAAACUAUUCGUAUCUAUCUUCGGAUAAUGGGAAUGGCUUCUCAUCUCACAUCGGAUCCUCCUAAAGGUAACGAAACUGAUUCAUGGUUCCAAAGUGAUGCUCGUUUGUACUUGCAAAUUAUCAAUACUAUUGAGUCUUCUGUCUCGUCUCUGGUUAGUCAUUGUGAAUAUGUGAAGGAACUUAUGAAUUAUCUUUAUUUUUUGUAUUCUGGACAAAGUAACAUCUCUCGGAUCUAUAGUGUUUGUAAGUCCUUUCAUCGUGGAGAACAACAGAACCGAUCACUCACUACGUAUGUCAUGGAGUUCAAGAAAGUGUAUGAGGAGCUUUACUCUCUUCUUCCAUUAAGUGAUGAUGUCAAAGUCAUGCAGACUCAGAGGGAACAAGUGGUUGUUAUCAGUUUCUUGACCGAUUUGCGACCAGAAUUUGACUCUAUCAGAUCUCGGUUCUUGAAUGAAUCUACUAUUCCUUCUCUUCAAGAAACAUUUGUCCUUGUUCUUAGGAAUGAGAAUCUUCAGGCUUCUCAAACUUCUGAUCACAACAGUGUCUGGUUGGUUGAGGGGGAUUUCGUGGGGGUCACCGUGGUGUCUCUAAAGGUGGCCACAGUGACCGAACAACUGACUCACGGGUUACUAUUCCAGAUUCUGAUAAUGUUGAGUCUUACUACUGCCAUGAGUUAG
Cynara cardunculus var. scolymus (artichoke) is the source of this 1075-nucleotide messenger RNA. RefSeq lists its product as uncharacterized. Bases 278 to 1075 code for a protein of 265 amino acids. NCBI's taxonomy places the organism in Eukaryota, Viridiplantae, Streptophyta, Magnoliopsida, Asterales, Asteraceae. The transcript has a single exon. The record is from RefSeq and is a predicted model, not a curated record.